Molecule: messenger RNA, 6290 nt
Organism: Homo sapiens (human)
Lineage: Eukaryota; Metazoa; Chordata; Mammalia; Primates; Hominidae
Gene: COG5
Product: component of oligomeric golgi complex 5
Exons: 21
Coding region: 25-2403 (792 amino acids)
Biological process (GO): intra-Golgi vesicle-mediated transport
Cellular component (GO): COG complex; Golgi membrane; cytosol
Source: RefSeq, marked reviewed
GACAUCAACCCGGCACCUGCCAACAUGGAAGGUGGCGGCGGCAGCGUCGCUGUAGCUGGCCUCGGAGCUCGAGGCUCUGGAGCGGCUGCAGCUACAGUCCGGGAACUUCUGCAGGACGGGUGUUAUAGUGACUUUUUAAACGAAGACUUUGAUGUAAAGACUUAUACUUCUCAAUCUAUUCAUCAAGCUGUAAUUGCUGAACAACUAGCAAAACUUGCCCAAGGAAUCAGUCAGUUGGACAGAGAACUACACUUACAGGUUGUUGCAAGACAUGAAGAUUUACUGGCACAAGCAACUGGGAUUGAGUCGUUGGAAGGUGUUCUUCAGAUGAUGCAGACGAGAAUUGGGGCUUUACAGGGAGCUGUUGAUAGGAUAAAAGCAAAAAUUGUUGAACCAUACAAUAAGAUAGUUGCCCGGACUGCACAACUAGCAAGACUUCAGGUUGCCUGUGAUUUGCUUCGGAGGAUUAUUCGUAUCUUGAAUCUCAGUAAGAGACUCCAAGGACAACUGCAAGGGGGAAGUAGAGAGAUAACAAAAGCUGCUCAGAGUCUCAAUGAACUUGAUUAUCUUUCUCAAGGAAUAGAUCUUUCUGGAAUAGAAGUGAUAGAAAAUGAUCUACUUUUUAUUGCAAGAGCCCGACUUGAAGUGGAAAAUCAAGCUAAGCGCCUACUAGAGCAGGGUUUGGAGACUCAGAAUCCAACUCAAGUCGGAACAGCUCUUCAGGUUUUCUAUAAUCUUGGAACUUUGAAGGAUACUAUUACCAGUGUUGUGGAUGGAUAUUGUGCUACUUUAGAAGAAAAUAUCAACAGUGCAUUAGACAUAAAAGUUUUGACUCAGCCUUCCCAGUCAGCUGUGAGAGGGGGACCUGGACGAUCUACCAUGCCAACCCCAGGAAAUACUGCAGCUUUGCGUGCCUCAUUCUGGACCAAUAUGGAGAAACUUAUGGAUCAUAUUUAUGCUGUUUGUGGACAGGUACAACAUCUACAAAAAGUAUUGGCCAAGAAGAGAGAUCCUGUUUCUCACAUUUGUUUCAUUGAAGAAAUAGUUAAGGAUGGACAACCGGAAAUUUUCUACACAUUUUGGAAUUCAGUUACUCAGGCACUUUCUUCUCAAUUUCAUAUGGCAACAAACUCUUCGAUGUUUUUGAAGCAGGCAUUUGAAGGAGAAUACCCUAAAUUAUUACGUCUUUAUAAUGACUUAUGGAAGCGUCUUCAACAAUACAGUCAGCAUAUCCAAGGGAAUUUUAAUGCAAGUGGAACUACAGACCUCUAUGUUGACCUACAACACAUGGAAGAUGAUGCACAAGAUAUAUUCAUACCAAAAAAGCCAGAUUAUGAUCCAGAAAAGGCUUUGAAAGACUCACUACAACCCUAUGAGGCUGCUUAUCUAUCAAAAUCCUUAUCUCGACUCUUCGAUCCUAUCAACUUGGUUUUUCCCCCGGGUGGUCGUAAUCCUCCUUCCUCUGAUGAACUUGAUGGUAUUAUUAAAACUAUAGCAAGUGAACUAAAUGUUGCUGCUGUUGAUACAAACCUCACAUUAGCUGUGUCAAAAAAUGUGGCAAAGACCAUCCAGUUAUACAGUGUAAAAUCAGAGCAGCUUCUCUCCACACAAGGAGAUGCAAGUCAGGUGAUUGGGCCUCUUACUGAAGGACAGAGAAGAAAUGUGGCAGUAGUGAAUUCAUUGUAUAAGUUGCACCAAUCAGUAACAAAGGUUGUUUCCAGUCAGAGCUCAUUCCCACUGGCAGCUGAGCAAACUAUAAUUUCAGCUCUAAAGGCUAUUCAUGCUCUUAUGGAAAAUGCUGUGCAACCCUUACUCACUUCUGUGGGAGAUGCUAUAGAGGCCAUAAUCAUCACCAUGCAUCAAGAAGACUUUUCUGGGUCAUUAUCCAGCUCAGGAAAACCUGAUGUUCCUUGUUCUCUGUACAUGAAGGAGCUACAAGGUUUCAUUGCCAGAGUUAUGAGUGACUAUUUUAAACACUUUGAAUGCUUGGAUUUUGUCUUUGACAACACUGAGGCUAUUGCCCAAAGAGCUGUUGAACUUUUUAUCCGCCAUGCCAGUCUCAUAAGACCUCUUGGUGAAGGUGGGAAAAUGCGACUUGCUGCUGAUUUUGCACAGAUGGAGUUGGCUGUGGGUCCAUUCUGUAGACGAGUAUCUGAUUUAGGAAAGUCCUAUCGGAUGCUGAGAUCAUUCAGACCUCUGCUCUUCCAGGCAAGUGAACAUGUAGCCAGUAGUCCUGCAUUGGGGGAUGUGAUUCCGUUCAGCAUCAUUAUUCAGUUUUUGUUCACGAGAGCACCCGCUGAACUGAAAUCUCCUUUCCAGAGGGCAGAGUGGUCCCACACACGCUUCUCUCAGUGGCUGGAUGACCAUCCAUCUGAAAAGGACAGGCUCCUCCUCAUCAGGUAAAGCCAGGUGCUCUGGGGGCACCCAUCUGGUCUGGAAGCCCAAGGAGGGUGGGGAUGCAAGAGAGGAUGAAGGAGCAGUGCCUGGGGGCAUGGACAUGUGACUGCACCUUCCAGUGGCGGGCCACCUCACUGCCUAGGCACGGGUGCUGGAGCAACCAGCAGUUGGAAAUGUUGGCCACAACAUCUUUUGCUUUCUUUCAUUCCAAACCUUCAUAUCCCUGAUGUGCAAUCCUGUGUCCCAUGCAACCCUAAGGACCAUGCAUUUGUACCUUUGAAAAUCAUCAUUUGCUAUGAAAAGUUUUGCCCUAGCUCCGCAUCUUUUACUUCAUUUUUAUGUGCUGCAGUUACUGAAUUGGUGGAACACAGAUGUGAGUGAAUUUUUAAAAAUACCCAAGUGCGAAACAGUUCUGAGGAGGAAACAAGAACAACCCAGCAGCCACUUGGAUACCAUGGCCCUCCAGUAGUGCCCCAUGAAUGCAUUCACAUACAUACGCAUGUGCUCUUGCCCACACGUGCACACACCCCCAUGUACCCCAACCAUGCCCAGGGUGGGGUGCUUUAACUGUCAUACAUGGCUUAUUAAGCAACACUCUUCCCUGCAACUGCUCUCACCAUCACCAGAGACCUCUCAGCCACCAAACAUUCCCAUUUUUACCUUACCACUCUGUAGCUUUAGCUACAGUUGACCGCCAUUUCCUUCUGUAAACUCAUAAACUGGGACUCAGCACAUUUUUAUUGAUGCUGAGCUCACAUUUUAUCAGCAUGGUAGGCCCUGGGCCAGGAACCGAGGAUACGAAGUAAGCCGAGAUAUGGCCCUGUCCUCUCAGAGCUUGCAUUACACCACAGCCAUCUGUUUCUGUUCUAACUUCUCUGGCCAUUUUUUUUUGUGUGUCAUUUGCUGAAUUAUCUUCUUCUAGCCAUUCCUUAAAUGCUAUCAUUUCCCAUAUUUUCUUCUUCUCAUCCUGCCUCUGCCUUGGUUCCCAGGUGAGCUUGUCCAGACCCAUGCCUCUAGUGCCCCUUCUAUACUUAAGAGCCCUCAGGUCUGUGACUGCCUCUGGAUGGGGCCUUGGCCCAGUAAACUUGCUAUCAUAUGUCACCACCCACAGAAAUCUCAACCCCAGAAUGGUCAAAAUAAUUCUAAUCUUUUCUCUCAAACCUUCUCAUUCUCUUAUACUCCCUGUCUUGGUUGGGAGGUCACAAUCACCUAACUAGCCAAGCCGGAAAACCUUUACAUCAUCAUUCAACUCCUCUGUCAUCCUUAUUCCUCAAACCCACUCUGUUGCGUCUCUAAAAUAGCUCUUGAAGUCAUUCUCAACUCUCCCAGGGGAUCCCAAUUCUGUUGGUCUGGGCCCACUGCACCCAGUGAUCCUUUGUUAGCCUGUGUCAGGUGAUGAGUUGAGUUCCCUAAAGCCAGAGUGGGGCUGACAUGAUGAGGUGGUUCUAAACCACAUGUGCACACAAGAAUCAUUUACAUAGCUUGGAAAAUUCCUAGUGCCCAGGUCUCUCACCCUUGCCUACCUCAGAAUCUCCAGGGUAGGCCUGCUAUCAGGAUUUCUCUAUAGCUCCCCAAGAAGGUCCAGGGUGCAGCCAAGGGCGUGAACCCCUGCCAUAGUGGGUCAUAUUUCAGUUAGGAUGAAAGACUGCUGAGGAAGCUAUGACAGGUCAGUAAGAACCAUCAGCCUGUCAGCUUUGUUUCCAGAAGUGACCCUGAGCCCUCAAGCUUGGUACCCACAUCCCACAUGAGCCACUGGCCCUCUGGGCGUAUGUGUGGAUAAAGAUUAGCUCGGACCCUGCUCUUUUUCCUUGCUUAUCUGUUACUCAGCUAUGAACAUCUGACACAGAAAUGGGAGAGGUUACCAGCCCCGGUGAAUGUUCCUGGUAAAAUCUGCCCUCGGGAAAGGCUUUGGAUUUGGGUGAGGAGUUUGGGCCUGGGCUAACACAGGGAUUUGCAAUGUCUGUGUGGAUUAUUUUUCCCGAGUCCCAAAGAUUCACUCAGCUGCAACACACUCAGUCGUCUUAAAAAGAGGAUUCAGUUAAUUGAACACGUUCAUUUUUCUCAUCUUAACAAGUUGGUCAUUUUUGUCGUCUUAACAAGUUGGAAUGAGUUCAUCCAAAACAGUUGUCCUGCUGUGUGUACAUCACAAAUCUGUUUUCUUUUGCUUCUCUUUAAAAAUGUCUCCUGAGUGAUUUCAUCAGCAGUGCUGUUGCUAAGCCUAUAUUUAGCAACUGAAAAUCAUGCUCAGAAAUACUGUCAUGCUUUUUUAAAAAGGCAUAUCCAUCCCUCCACACAUGGCUGAUUCCAGAACCUUCAUGCCCUUAGCAAAAAAUUGAGCUGUCCUUCAGGGUUUCAAAAAAAGUACUGUACUCCUGCUGCACCCCAGGCUCUUGGCAAGGAGGGGACUUUUGUCCUAGAGAAUGUUCUUUCUUAUGUAUUAUUGCAAAACAAUUUUGUUCUUGCAUACUGAAGCAUCACUGGAUGAAUUUCUUUCCCCUGUAGACAAACCGAGGGUGAGUAUUGCUCUUUAAAUGUCAGUAAAUUUGUUUUAGCUUCUGGGGCAAACCUUGUUGUAUACUCAUUCUGUUCCUCCCAGCAUAAUAUGUUAGGUUGUCAUAAAAUAGGGCAAAUUGAGGAUAGUGUAACUACUGCUGCUGAAUAAAUGGGAAAUAGUGAACCAUCCUGCCUUCCUGUUUUCUUCUGACACCAGAUGCUUUCUGGAGCUUAAAUGAAUACUAGUCAAGUUCAUUUGAAAAUCAGAGUAAUAACUUACUCAUGGGACCAAGUGGUGUAAAUGGGGGCAGUUGUAUGUGUUCAGCCUGCAUCAGGCAGGUGCUCCAGACACGUGUGCUCCCUCAGAUGCAGAGGCAGCCGCCUGGCUCGUGCCUGUGGGUAAGUGUUGAAUGUGUUUUCAAUAAAGAUAGAGUCUUUGAUGGAAAGAUUUCUCAAGCUCUGUAACAGCGGUGGGGUUGGCCUCAAAUCCAUUUACUCUGGAUAUUUGCCGUGGAGAGCAACUCUUCUUCUUAUGGCCCUCUUUGAGUAGGAGUACACAAAUGUUCACAGACCUUAUUAGCCUAGUGGUACUUUUAUCUACACCAUCAGAGAAUGCUUGGUGCCAUGUGCAUCCUUGGAUCCCUUGCCCUCUUGCCAUGGUCCAGGGUCCACAAUCUGGAAGCCAUUCCCUCAGCUCCUCUGUACUUCUGCAGAACUCCCAAGAUCUCCAUCGAUGGAGGGAAAUGUUUCUCCUCCUGGUACCAUGUCACUAGCUACCUAUCAGUUCUGUGAAUGGAGUGUCUGAAAUAGGACGAAGAGGGAGGAUGGAACCAGGGAAAAGCCUGGGCUUAACUGCUUAUUGAGGCAUGUAGUGUAUCUUUAAGUCAUUUAUGCAUUUCAGUACUUACUAAUCACAUUGAAUAUUUAAAUGCCUGACAAAAAUCAAUGUUGUUUUCCAUGAAAACUUCCACUUGGCUAGUUUUUGUCAUGUUGAGCAGUGUUGCCAUGUUACCACAAACCAUUCCUCUACUAAUCGUGUUUUUUUUCUCAAUAAGGAUAACCUCAAUAAUCUACUUAUUUUGGUUACAAACCAGAGUUAAGACUAACUGUUACAUAACACUUGGCCUGACUUCCAAGAAAGCUAAUGUUUUGCUUAAGCAAAUGAAGUAAUUUAAUAAGUACUCGAAAAUCUUGCUCUAAUUUCAUGUGGGAGGGCAGCUUAAUCUUUUUUGCCCCAUACUUCUGAUGGUGUUUUUGAUGACUACCCAAAAAUCUAACCAAACUCAUUUCUGAUCUCUUCUACAUGUUGUGUAACUUACGUGAUGUCUUAUCCUUUUAAAUGCCAACGAAACUAAGUUGAUUUUUGUCCAUCAAAUAUAUCUAAUCCAUUCACUAUGAAA